CUACCACCCACCAACGGGCACACUGUGCACCCCCCAAAAGUCACCGAAUUGGUCAAAUUCGUUUUACUGUUGUGAAGGGUUUGUUCGAAAGCCGUGCGCUAGCUUCAAUUUUGUCGUAAGCAAAACAAAAAAAAAGAAAAUCAACCGAAAAUGUUCGUGUCGACAGUCUCUCGCAUUGCCCCCGUUGCCAGGAGCGCUCUCCUCGCCAACUCCAAGCAGUACUUGCGACCAUUGAGCAGCGCCGUCAUUAGCCAGAGCCAGACUUUGGCCGCUCAGAACACAACCCCAGUUGCAUUGCUGCCACAGAUCAGGUCAUUCCAGACCUCGCCAGUCACGCGUGACAUUGAUUCGGCUGCCAAAUUCAUUGGCGCUGGUGCCGCAACAGUCGGUGUCGCUGGAUCCGGUGCUGGUAUCGGAACAGUAUUCGGUUCCCUUAUCAUCGGCUACGCCAGGAACCCAUCGCUGAAACAGCAGCUGUUCUCCUACGCCAUUCUGGGCUUCGCCCUGUCCGAGGCCAUGGGUCUGUUCUGUUUGAUGAUGGCCUUCCUGCUGCUGUUCGCCUUCUAAGCGAUCCCUGUGCACAUCGAUUGCUCGUCCUUGUUUCCUGCAAUCGGGCGUGUGUGCAAGUCGCAUGCGAACGAGAAUAGCAACCAAACAACACUUCAAACAAACAACAACAACCAGAACAAGCAACACCAACGUUCGUUUUCGAUUAUUAAUGAUAAAAUGAUUGAUUGAUUGAUAGCAAACAAGAACAUCCUGUACCACUAUCUAAUUAUAAAUACCAACAACCACAUAAUAUAUGUAAUUUUGUUUUUAAAAAACAUGCGAGCGAGGAGAAGACCACACACCUACUUUAAGUUGAACAACCGAAAUAUCAGGAGGAAGGAUUUGGAUUGGAUUCGAUUAGCCCCCAGACGACAAAGAUUAAAAUUAGAUUUUAAUUGAAGUAAGCUUCCGGCUCACUGAAAAACCCGAACCGCAUCCUCGGAUGAAGUCCAGUCCAGCUCAACACUUUGCAAAUCCCGCAAGGGACCUUCAUGUCCGCUGACCAAGGCUCUCUCUCUCCCCCGAAGUUCUUGGACAUCGAAACGACUAAAAUCUCCAGCGGCAGGCAAUGCGUGGAGGUCCUUUCUGCAAAGACCACCCCGGAUUUGCGAGUGUGUGGGCGUGGCUGGUCGGAAGUCUGGAGGAGCGUUGGGCUCAGCAACUUUUUCGAUUUUAUUGUGGCGCGUACUGAAAAUCCCCAUUGUUUUCAAGUAUUUUGUAUUCGAAGAAAAUCAGUUUCCUUAACGUAAACACUGUUUUUUUUUUAUUGCCACUUAAUAUUUAUUAUGGAACAUGUUAUAAAAGUGGUUGCGAACGAUUUGAGCCGAAGAGCGCAUCUGAAACGUGAAAUAAAGUAGAAAUGAAUGUGUAAAGGA
Messenger RNA from Drosophila rhopaloa, 1424 nucleotides. It is a transcript of the gene ATPsynC, whose product is annotated as ATP synthase lipid-binding protein, mitochondrial. The transcript is spliced from 4 exons. Gene Ontology annotation, biological process: proton motive force-driven ATP synthesis; proton transmembrane transport. The record is from RefSeq and is a predicted model, not a curated record. The coding region runs from base 151 to 567 and encodes 138 amino acids. Lineage: Eukaryota; Metazoa; Arthropoda; Insecta; Diptera; Drosophilidae. Gene Ontology annotation, molecular function: proton transmembrane transporter activity.